CGUCUGAUCUCGCAUCCGAAGUGAAAAGCGAGGACAACGUUUCUAGUUCAUUUCUGUCGAAAUAUUCAUAAAAGGAUCGAGAAAUAGCAUAUGUUACACAAAAUGGGAGUACAUACGAACAAAGCGUCGACACGGAGUCCAAGCAGCAGAAAGAAGAGACACAGCAGCAGUAGCAGCAGCAGUAGCAGCAGUAGUAGCAGUGAUUCCGAUUCCAGUGGGAGUGACUCCAGCUCAAGUAACAGCAGCAGUAGUAGUAGUUCCGCAGCGGAGGUUGUCCGCCACGACCGUCGUCGGAACUCCCAGGACAAUGUUGGAAGGCGUAGGAAUGAGGCAGUCGACAACAGAGGGCGCCGAUCCUCAACGGGAAGGAGGGAUAAUAAAGAAGAGGAGAAAACGGAGACGUUGAUCGCUCCAAGGAGUCCUGAAGAACCUCCGCCUGAGACCACAUCUAGAUCCCAAAGGAAGCCUCCAGCAACCACUCAAAGAUCACCCGCACAACAAGAUAAGGGGUCAACGGGUUCAGGUCAUAGGUCAGCAGAAGAGGAUGAAGAGCCUAUGGAGACUCUUAGUAUCGGGAAACCGUCUGACGAUGAGCUCUCAAUCGGUCCAGAUGAUAAGGACAUGUAUCAGGACUUGCAGGAAGAGGAAGCAAGGGAGCAGCAGAAAAAGAAAAAACCCAGCAGACCUGAAGCGUAUAACGACAGUGACGAGGAGGAAGGCCAAUCAGAUAGCGAUGAUAGCUACUCCUGGCGUACAGACCGGGUCAAGUCCGUCUUACAAAGCCGCAUCCAUAAGCCCGACGAAGGAAGACAACGACAUCGAUCCGCAUCCUAUGAGAGAGAGGACUUUGAAGCGGGGGGCAUGAAGAGUAUUGUGGGCACAACCAUCAAGAGAACAGCCGGUCACGACUCGGCUGAGAGCGGGGAGAUUACUGGAAGCGAUGAUGAGGAGUCUGAGAGCGAGAAACAGAAGGAAAGUAGCAGAGGCAAGAGAGAGAAAGAGGAGGCUCCAGAACGCUCCAGGCGUCGACGCGCCGAAGAUGGUAAAAGAACCCACGAUGCAGAGCAUGAGCGGAGAGGUCGUGGGAGCAAAGGUCCACUAGACAGAGACGAGGAGCAGGAGUACCGUGAUGCUGAGCGGAACUUCCGUAAGAGACGUUUCCACCGGACGCAGGAGGAGUCUCGACACAGACGGGAUGAGGGUCCGAGAGAGCCAAUGAGAGAACAGAGAGAGCAGAGACGCCCUGAGCGAGCGGAGAAGCCCGAGCCAGAGAAGGAGCAGCCCCCAGAGAAGAGAAAGCGGAAAGAAACGGUGGACACGCCCCUUCAGAGCAAGACAGGCGGAGCCUACAUACCCCCGGCCAAGCUCAAGCUGAUGCAAGCACAGAUAUCGGAUAAAUCUAGUCUUGCAUACCAGCGGUUGGCAUGGGAAGCCCUGAAGAAGAGUAUUAACGGCUUGAUCAACAAGACUAACGUUUCCAACAUCGGCAACAUUGUCCAAGAACUGCUGCAGCUGAAUAUCGUCAGAGGAAGGGGUUUGUUGACUCGCUCCAUCAUUCAAGCGCAGACAGCCUCUCCGACGUUCACUAAUGUGUAUGCAGCUCUUGUUGCAAUCAUCAACUGCAAGUUUCCCCAGAAUGGUGAGCUAGUUCUCCGUCGCCUCAUCAUCAAUUUCAAGAAGGGAUUCCGUCGUAAUGACAAGACUAUGUGCCUGUCGUCAACACGCUUCAUUGCUCAUUUGGUCAACCAGCAAGUAGCCCAUGAAGUGAUCGCUCUGGAGAUCUUAACCCUGCUCCUUGAGAAUCCCACUGAUGAUAGCGUCGAGGUCGUAGUUGGAUUCCUCAAGGAAUGCGGCCUCAAAUUGUCGGAGGUCACACCAAGAGGCGUUCACGCGAUUUUUGAGCGUCUGCGUAACAUCCUCCACGAAGCCCAGAUUGAACAGCGUGUCCAGUACAUGGUGGAAGUCAUCUUCGCUAAUCGUAAAGAUGGAUUCAAAGACUUCCCUGCCAUCAAGGAGGGUCUUGAUCUUGUUGAAGAGUCUGAGCAGUACACCCAUCUCCUGACGCUUGAAGAUAAUUACGAACCCGAAGAUCUACUGAACAUCUUCAAGGAGGAUCCAGAGUACCUGGACAAUGAGGAGAAAUAUAAAGGGAUCCGUAAGGAGAUUCUUGGAGAGGAGAGCGACGCCUCGGGAUCAGACUCUGACGGAGACGAUGAAUCGGAAAGCGACGACGAAGAGUCGGACACUGAAGCACAAGAAGCAGCAAAGAUGGAGAUCAUAGACACCACAGAGACCAACAUGAUAGCGUUGCGUCGUACGAUCUACCUGACUAUCCAGUCUAGUCUGGACUUUGAAGAAUGCGCUCAUAAGAUGCUCAAGAUGGAAUUCAAACCAGGGCAGGAGAAAGAGGUUUGCUUGAUGAUUCUCGACUGUUGUGCCCAACAGAGGACCUACGAGAAAUUCUUCGGUCUUCUAGCUCAGAGGUUCUGCCAGCUGAAGCGUGAGUACGUCGCGCAGUACGAGGCAAUAUUUCCAGAGCAGUACGAGACGUGUCAUCGUUUGGACACCAACAAGCUCCGUAACGUCGCUAAAUUCUUCUCCCAUCUACUCCAUACCGAUGCCAUAUCCUGGACGGUUCUUGCUGCAGUCAAGAUGAACGAAGAAGACACAACCUCCUCCAGUCGUAUCUUCAUUAAGAUCCUCUUCCAGGAGUUAUCCGAAUACAUGGGAUUACCCAAGAUGAACACUCGGCUGAGAGACCCGACUUUGCAGCCGUACUUUGAAGGCUUGAUGCCGAGGGACAACCCAGCCAACACAAGAUUCUCUAUUAACUUUUUCACCACCAUCGGACUCGGUGGUCUCACGGAUGACUUACGAGACCAUCUGAAGAACUACCAGCGAGUGAUAAUGCAGCAGCAACGUCCAGUACAGAGUGAUACCAGCUCUGGGAGUGGCAGCAGCAUCUCCAGUGACUCUGACGAUUCCUCCAGCUCAAGCGAUUCAAGCAGUAGCAGUGAUUCCAGUGACAGCAGUAGCUCAGAGAGUGAGGAUAAACACCCAAAAAGGAGAAAAUCUGCACCGCAGAAACACGACAAGAAAGAGAAACCUGUGCGCAAUCGUGCGGCUCAACUCGUCGAGAAACCUGACCGACACAAUAGACGGCAGAGUGAAAGCAUCGACCAUAGAGAACAGAUCCAAAACAGAAGUGACCGUCAAGAAGACAGUCGGCGAGAUAGACCAAACAACGUCGCAUACAGACGGACUCGUGAUGAUAGUGAAGAUGAGCAAACUGUACACCGUAAUGACCGGCCUAAAGACAGACGACGUGAGGUGCAGAAUUCCAUCCCAAACCGUAAGACUCGAGAUAAUAGCGAUGAUGAAGAUGAGCGUGCUGUACGCCGGAAUGACCGUCCCAAAGACAGACGGCGUGAGGAGCAGAAUUUUGUGCAAAACCGAAAGACUCAAGAGGAAAGCGACCUAAAAGACAGGCGACAUGAGGUGCAGAGUGCCAUCCAGAGUAGACGAAAUCGCAGAGAUAGCGAUGGUCAGGAUGAGCCUGCCGAACGCCAUAAUGAACGUCCAAACAGAAGGCGCGAGGUGCAGAAUUCCGUCCCAAGCAGACGAAAUCGUGACAAUAGCGAUAGUGAGGAUGGUCGUGCUGUGCAUCGUAAAGAUCCUCCCAGAGACAGACGAGGUGUGGUGCAGAAUUUAGUCCCAAGCAGGCGAAAUCGCAACGGUAGCAAUGGUGAGGAUGGUCACGCUGUUCGUCGUAAUGACCCCCCCAGAGACAAACGGCGAGAGGUACAGAAUUCAGUCCCAAGCAGACGAAAUCGAGGUAAUAGCGAUGGCGAAGAUGAUCGGGCUGUACGGCGUAACGACCGUCCCAAAGACAGACGGGGUGAAGUACAGAAUUCUCUCCCAAGGAGACGAACAAGAGAUAACAGCGAUAGCGAUAGUGAUAGUGAAAGCGACAGUAGUAGUGGUAGUGAAAGUGGUAGUAGUAGUAGUAGUAGUGAUGAAAGCUCUCCGGUCCGCAGAAAUGACCGUCCAAAUGAAAGACAACGUAGCACACAGAACUCUAUCCCUAACAGACGAACAAGAGAUGACAACGAUAGUAAAGACCGUACGAAAGACAGACGCCGUGAGGUGCAGAAUCCUAUUCCAAACAGACGACCACAAACUGAGAGUGACAGCGAUAGCGAAGAGUCUCCUGUGCGUCAGCGUUACGAUGAAGAUCGUGAUUUACCCCGAAAUGGUCGAAAAGAAUUGGACAAACCCCCUAGGAGAGACUACGAUAAGUCACCCCCAAGGUCAGACAAAAAGUCAGGUCGAAGCGACCGCCCUGAAAUCAGACGCGAACAGAGCAGACGCCAGCGAUCCGAUGAAAUUGAAGAUAAAGAGAAUCAGCGGGAUCGAGAUGGUCGAGAUGCGAGACAAUCCAACAAAAGAUCCGAUUUCAGAGAGGAUGCGUCCGUCGAGAGGCGAAGCUCACGGAAGGAGAGGGACUAUGCGCAGAGAGACUCAAGAGACUCGUCCAGCAUUGAGAGGGAAGGAAGUAAAUAUCGCAGACGCCAGUACAGCCGCUCACCAGACGAGAGAGUCCGACGUGAACAAGUUAGGGAGAGGCGCUGAGCCAUGACACGCUCGACAGCUUAUAGGCACUGGACACUAUUGGUAAUUACUCAGACUAAAAACUUUCUUGGUAACAAGCAAUGGAGAGCUG
Messenger RNA from Asterias rubens (European starfish), 4723 nucleotides. RefSeq names its product pre-mRNA-splicing factor CWC22 homolog. Bases 91 to 4632 code for a protein of 1513 amino acids. The transcript is spliced from 21 exons. Gene Ontology annotation, cellular component: catalytic step 2 spliceosome. Gene Ontology annotation, biological process: mRNA splicing, via spliceosome. Gene Ontology annotation, molecular function: protein binding; RNA binding. The record is from RefSeq and is a predicted model, not a curated record. NCBI's taxonomy places the organism in Eukaryota, Metazoa, Echinodermata, Asteroidea, Forcipulatida, Asteriidae.